Messenger RNA from Lachancea fermentati, 822 nucleotides. NCBI's taxonomy places the organism in Eukaryota, Fungi, Ascomycota, Saccharomycetes, Saccharomycetales, Saccharomycetaceae. The record is from the annotation of a GenBank genome assembly.
AUGCUCUCUACCAGACCACUAUUGACGGCACAAAGAUUACCAAGGUGCUUUGCUUCUACACAUAGGCUACUUUCGACGUCUGGAUACGUCUUUCAAGCUGGCAAGGAAAAGAAGGCUUCGAAACCAGUUGAUUUCAAUCCACGCCAUUUAGGCAUUUCUACCGAUGUAUAUAUUCCUCCAUCAUUUAAUCACCUGCCAAGCAUUUUCAAGCACCCAAUUAUAUUUUGCAAUGCACUCGUCAGGCGUGUCUACACAUUGGGUUUGAACACAGUACAAAUAGCACUCUUUAGGUACCAAUCAGGAAUGAAGCCGAACUUCUUGACAUGGAAGAACAAGGCCAUCGAAAUGUAUGCGCAAGUUAACCAAGCAUUUGCUAAGCGAAAAAUAGCCUCUGUUAGACCUCAAAUAUCGCUGUGGGUCGAAGAGGCGCUCACUGCCAGAUCAAAACAACUCCCCAAAAAUGUUGAACUAGAAUGGCAACUUCUGGAAUUCAAACACGUACCCAAAAUUGUUUCUGUCCAAGCUAUGAUGAUACCCGGGCGACCACUCGAACAUAUUCAGCUGAUUUACAAAUUUGAUACGAAACAGCGCUUGAUAAAGCUCAAUAAGAAAACAAACAAAGUAGAAAAACUUGAUCGGGACGUUGUAGAUUACGUUGCAUUCCUAUGCGAUGCUUCUUCAGAUGAUAUGAUCUUAAUUGGAUCUGUUUUUGAAAGCAAGCCGGAUUCCAAGCUCCCUAAGAACUACGAAGACGAUAUGCAAGCUGCUAUUGCGAAAAUGAAAAGCAGCGGAGACUUGUAUCGUUUGCCGCCAACACAGUGA